Messenger RNA from Chilo suppressalis (striped riceborer), 813 nucleotides. NCBI's taxonomy places the organism in Eukaryota, Metazoa, Arthropoda, Insecta, Lepidoptera, Crambidae. The record is from the annotation of a GenBank genome assembly.
AUGGCCAGUGUUGCUGCAGUACUGGAGACACAGAAAUUCCUAGAGUCAAUACUGAUGAAGAAGAUGGGCGACUUGGAAGCUCAGCUUAAAUCAUCUUCUUCCAAGAAAGACGGGGACAAUUUGCUAAAGAUCCAGGAAGAGUUUAACACCUUCAAAAAUGUUGUUCACAACAUACUGCAACUCUUGCGGCAGCAGAUCACUGAAGUCAUCAAAUCUGUGGAUGCGGUCAAGACCAGGCAUCGGCAAAAGUGCCUUCUCCUUAGUGGAUUACCGGAGAAAUCUGAUGCUGAAUUGGCAAACAAUGCUGUCUCCUUGCUUCAGAAACAUCUUGGACUCUGUGAGAUUACUGGUGAAAGCAUCAAAGCAUGUUACAGAUUGGGCCGGUACAAGGAGGGGCGCAAUCGCCCAGUUGUCAUCGAAUUCACUGGUCAGCACAUUAGAUCUCUCAUAUGGAAAAACAAGACCAGGCUAAAAGGUUCCGAUUUGGUUUUGGAAGAGUUCUUGACCAGAAGCCGACAGUCUGCAUUCAGAGCAGCGAGGGAGCAUUUCGGCAUGAAAAGUGUGUGGACCUCGAGCGGUAAUAUUUGCAUCUCAACUCCGGAUGGUAACAAAGUACGUAUUCUUUCGAUGGACGAACUGAACAUGCUCACUACGAGAUUCCCAAAGCCGUCUCCCGUAGCUACCGUGUUGUCGGAGGAGUCGUCCGUGGUUCUGGAGGUGUCGGAGUUGUCCACAGCAUUGUCCGACGACCCAACUCAGUCCUCCAAAGCGAUACAGACGAGGUCGAAACGAGUCAACAAGAGCUCCAAGUAA